AUGGCAUCCCAGAUAGCCGACAGCCACCGAGCCGGCGCCGAGGUCGUCAAGGGGCAUGAUAUCUGCAAGAAGCACGCGAUAGAGCUUCUGGAAGAGGUCGGCCUCCCGAGGGGCUUGCUUGCAUUGUCUGACAUCGAGGAGUUCGGAUACAAUCGCACGAGCAGGUUCAUGUGGAUUGUUCAGAAGAAGAAGAAUGAGCACACCUUCAAGAAGAUCAAGCAGACAGUCACCUACGCUACCGAGGUGACGGCUUUCGUGGAGACCGAGAAGAUGAUGAAGGUUACAGGAGUCAAGACUAAGAAACUAUUCUUGUGGUUCAGUCUGGUGGAAGUUUAUGUUGAUGAGUCUUCUGCUGGAAAGCUCACUUUCAGGACCGGUGCUGGCCUGUCCGAAACCUUUGAUGCAGAGGCCUUCGCACUCGACGACUAA
This is a messenger RNA of Lolium rigidum, 429 nucleotides long. RefSeq lists its product as uncharacterized. The transcript has a single exon. Bases 1 to 429 code for a protein of 142 amino acids. Lineage: Eukaryota; Viridiplantae; Streptophyta; Magnoliopsida; Poales; Poaceae. The record is from RefSeq and is a predicted model, not a curated record.